AGUUUUUACAAGUCUGCGAGAAAUCAACAUGAAAAUCACCGUACUGCUUUUGGUAGUGUUCAUCGGGGCGUGUGUUGCCGAAUAUUGUUUAAACCCUGGCCAAUGUACCCAGGAACAAUGUCAGACUGGAGAGUCACCUGGCUGUACGUCCAACAUCUGUACGUGCGUGACGACUAUUGACGACUCAACCUGCGGAAGCAAGGAUGACUGCAAUGCGUACUACGACAGCGGAAAACACGGUUCUUGCUACCAUAGCUGGCGUCACUGCGUAGAUGCUAAGUGCCAAUGUCAUCGUUAUUGAUCCUGUCUGCCCAAACUUCACAGAACUGAUCUACUUUCAUUGUAAAAUAAAUUCUUACUUGUA
Molecule: messenger RNA, 364 nt
Organism: Mya arenaria
Lineage: Eukaryota; Metazoa; Mollusca; Bivalvia; Myida; Myidae
Product: serine protease inhibitor Cvsi-2-like
Exons: 3
Coding region: 29-301 (90 amino acids)
Source: RefSeq, a predicted model, not a curated record